GGAAAAGGCGGGAGAAGAUUACCGCUUCCGCGCGCGCGCAGCACGGCACAGCCACAACAACACGGCAGACGGCAGGACGGCAAAAUGGACGAUAAGUUGAUAAUGUCUGUAUUUAAUUUCCCCGAGCUCUAUAACGUAACUUUACCGACUUACCGCUGCACAGAAACUCGAAUAAAUGCCUGGAGAAGCAUCAGCACCCUAAUGGGGGUCCCAUCUGAAGAAUGCAAAAGAAGAUGGAAGAAUAUGAGAGACCGUUAUUUAAAGGAGGUUCGAACGGAGCUCAAGAGCAAGCAGCAAGGGGAGCUGGUUCCCAGUCGAUGGAAAUACAGACAGCGGCUCAACUUCCUUGCCCCUUUUACCGGCACAAGAAACGGCAUAUCAGAGAACUUCAUCAACAACAACGGGGAAGACCACUCCCCUCCUGACCUGGACACCCUGGCCGCAGACAGCCCCAUGUCCCCUGCCCCAACGAGGAGGACCCGCGCCAUCGCAAAGGCCCCCGCGACCCAGCCAGAGUCCCAGUCCCAGGCAGCGUUUGCGACCCCGUCCUCUUCACCCGAGUCACAGAACAACCAGUGGGGGACGCUUGGCGCUACUGGGAAAAAGAGGAAGGACUUGGCGAAAGAAACAUUAGCCUCUGCUGAUGGCGUGGCACCUUCAAAAAAGUCAGUGGGCAGGACACAGGACGAGGACGAACUGUUUCUGCUCAGCUUUGUUCCCACCUUGAAGCGCCUUGCUCCUCAAAAAAGAUGCGAGACUAAAAUGAAGAUCCAGCAGAUCCUGUAUGAGGCUGAAUUCAGCCUACCAGAGCUUGCUCCAAAGAGAGAAUCAAUAAAAUUAAAUUAAAUGAGGACAGUGGGAUGUGAUCUUUGAGUUAUCUCAAAGAAUGUGUUUAUUUUGGCCUGUUGUUGAUUUAGUAAGAUGAUUAUUAGAAAUCCCAACUCAUCUCAUAUUAAACUAGGCGCAAUGGUUGCAAUUGGUUUCAGGAUUCAACAAAACUUCACGUGCACAAAUCGCAUAUUUACUUCAUUUUUAUUCAGAGCACAUUGCUUUUGACAGAUUUAGACAUUCAUUUUCAAGCAUCUUUUCAAAAUGUUCAACUAUCUUCCAACUGUAUUACUUUAAAGUUCAGUGACUGUUAAAGCGACAUCACAUCGAAUACUGUUAAAACAUACUGUUACAAUUAGUUUUCAUUAACCCAUCUUACAUUUUUGUUUUUUUAAUCAACUAAAUGACUAUGUAGGCUUAUAUGCUUAUCAUUAAUCAGUGGGCCUUUUUUUGGAAAACCAAACCCCAAUAGUUUACAUUUUGCUAACAAAGGUUGUGAUUUAAAGUCCAUAUUUUUAUAGAAAUCCAAAUCGUUUUUCUAUAUUAAAAUGUGUUUGAGGCAUA
Gadus morhua (Atlantic cod) is the source of this 1392-nucleotide messenger RNA. RefSeq lists its product as uncharacterized. Gene Ontology annotation, biological process: regulation of transcription by RNA polymerase II. Bases 85 to 846 code for a protein of 253 amino acids. NCBI's taxonomy places the organism in Eukaryota, Metazoa, Chordata, Actinopteri, Gadiformes, Gadidae. Gene Ontology annotation, molecular function: DNA binding. The record is from RefSeq and is a predicted model, not a curated record. The transcript has 2 exons. Gene Ontology annotation, cellular component: nucleus; transcription regulator complex.